Messenger RNA from Glycine soja, 2351 nucleotides. Its product is annotated as protein WVD2-like 4. Lineage: Eukaryota; Viridiplantae; Streptophyta; Magnoliopsida; Fabales; Fabaceae. The record is from RefSeq and is a predicted model, not a curated record. The transcript has 9 exons. The coding region runs from base 177 to 2045 and encodes 622 amino acids.
UUUUGAAUUUCAAAUUUGAAUGUGUAGGUGCCCACAAACAAACGGCCACAUACAUAAAACAAAGUAGAAUAUAGUAUUUCCAAUAGUAAUAGUAAUGGUAAUACUAACAAGGAGAAAUCAUAAUAAUAAUUGUGGUAAAGUUUGGAUCUUUUGAGGUUUCCUCGUUGCAGUGAAACAUGGGGGACUCAACUUGUCUCAUGCAACAACCAUUCUGUUAUGCUUCCGGCAUUUCCAAUGAAGCCAACGAGAACAACCCUAUUCAUGCACUUGGGCAAUCAAUUUCGUUUGGGAGGUUCAUGUCAGAGUCCCUGGCAUGGGAGAAGUGGUCCAGCUUCUCCCACAACCGCUACGUAGAAGAGGCAGAGAGGUACUCAAGACCCGGUUCAGUUGCACAGAAGAAGGCUUUCUUUGAAGCUCACUACAAGAAACUUGCUGCUCAGAAGGCAGCUGCACUGCUUGAACAAGCAAACAAUGAGGCACAGAAAAAUGCCACAGGACAAGAAGAUGAGGGAGUAAUUGACAAUGACAAUGACACUCAUAAUUCACAAAUAAGUCCAAAUUCUGAAAUGGUUGUCAAGGAAGAACAAGAUGCAAAGGUUUUAAGUGUUACCUCUGAGCAAGAUGCUGUCGUCAGACUCACAGUCAGUGAGCAUGAUGUAAGUGUUACACCUGAAAGUGCCAAGGUAGAGGGAGCUGAGGCAGUGAUGGAAAAAGUAGCUGUUGUGGGAAGUUCAAUGAAGGUUGAAUUGCAAAACCAGGUUGAAGAUGUUGAUGCACAAAUGGAGGAAAGUGAAAAGCUUAGUGCAAUUGUAACACCUCCAAUUUUGACACCAAUAGUGAAGGUAUCCAAAUCUGAACAGGAAGUUUUGGCAAGUGUGGGCAUGAAGAAACCACCCGUUUCUUCCUUUAAGUUGUCAAAGUUUAAUGGAACCUCCAAGUUAACCACUACACCUGUUAAGUCCACAGCAACUAUUUCUUUCAAAAGAGAUAACAUUGCUACCCCAAUUAGCAACAAACCUGCUAAUGGAACCUCCAAGUUCACCACUGCACCUAUUAAGUCCACAGCUGCUAUUUCUUUCAAAAGAGAUAAUAUUGCUACACCAAUGAGCAAUAAACUUGCUAACGGAACCUCCAAGUUCACUACUACACCUGUUCAGUCCACAGCUGCUAUUUCAUUCGAAAGGGAUAAUAUUGUUACUCCAAUGAGAAAUAAGCCUGCUAUAUUAAGCACUGCAGAUAAAAAGAGAUCUACUCCUAGAUCAGUUAAUUUUACACCCAUUAGAGAACUUAAUAGAUUGACUGCUUCAGUCAUGAGGAAAUUUGAAAGUACAAGAGCUGGUGCUGGUUCUUCCAAGGCUUCAAAGGAUAGCUUGACUCCUCUAAGAACUCCAACUAUGGCUUCCAAGGAGAUGCAAAAGCAAUCUUCAUUGACCCCAUUAACUGAAAAGAAAAGGAACAAAACGCCUCUUGAUCUAUCAUCAGCACCAGGAAACCAUACGGGUGGUUCUAAAUGGCGCUUGCUUUCUGGAGAAAAUAGAAUGAGAUCCCCACUUAUAUCAUCCCCUUUCAGCUUGAGGACAGAAGAAAGGGCUGCAAGAAGAAAGAAGAAACUUGAAGAAAAGUUCAAUGCUAAUGAAGCACAAAAAGUGCAGCUGCAUACCAAACUCAAGGAGAAAACUGAGACCGAGAUUAUUAGAAAACUACGCCAAAGCUUUUGCUUCAAAGCCAGGCCACUGCCUGAUUUUUACAAGGAAAGGAAAACAUCAACGAAUGAGACAAAAAAGGAUCCACUGACACAUUUUGAAACACCUAAAGACGGAAGGAAAUCCACCCCUAGUAUGGCGGCAGACAGCAAGACUUCUUUUCCUCCCAACAGACCUGUAUUGAAAAACAGUGGCACGAAGCAUUUUCAGGGAAAGAGUGGUCGCACCUUGUCUCAUCCUCUAACUUCAACUUCCACGAUUAUUCCAACUCAUGAGAAUACGUCACCAAAUAUUCAGAAUGGAUACCAUACUGGUAGAAACUUCAAAUAUCAACCAUGUUGAGAGCAAAACAUCACUUGACAAAUUGAUUCUACUAGCAGCGGAAAGAUCAGUGUAAACUUGUAAAUGUAGCUUCAUGGAGAUGGGAUUGUAUUGUAUCACACUAGUUAGACCCAAUGAUCAUAAGUAUGACCCUUGUUGUAUUCCAGGUAUAUAGCAACAUUGGUCAUUAGUGUGGCCUUCUGACACGUUAUUCCUUUUUUUUUUUUUUUCUAUUUCCACCCUCACCAUCUCUCUUUCUGUGCCCCCCCUCUUGUUCAAAUAUCUUUACCAUGUAUAACCAAUAUUGAGCGAUUCGUUAUUUCAAAA